Molecule: messenger RNA, 681 nt
Organism: Suillus paluster
Lineage: Eukaryota; Fungi; Basidiomycota; Agaricomycetes; Boletales; Suillaceae
Exons: 4
Coding region: 1-681 (226 amino acids)
Source: RefSeq, a predicted model, not a curated record
AUGUCGGACCCGCUCCAAAUUCAGGGCAUUGAGUUUGGUGAGUAUGUCCUGCAAGAGUUCAAAUGCAAUGCAGAAGUCUGCAAGGGACAUGUCUGGACUGGGCCUUGCAGAGACAGAAAGGAGUGGGAUGUCAGUGGAGCAGUGGGUAAUGGAGGGUUGGGUGCUGCAGCAGGUCGUAGAAAGCUAAAGAAGUCAUUUGGAACAUUGAUUGUUGCAGUGCAAGAUGAAAUACUAGAUGCUAAAGAUGAUGAGAGUGAUGAGGGAAGUGAGAAGCACAAUUACUAUUUUGAGUUGCAAAAGCCACCCACUGUCAAGGAAGCUUGCAAAGCUCUUGAUGACUUGCAACAACUGCUCAAACCACCGCAGAAAGAUCAAACUGGGUAUAAAGACCCAAAACUGCCCCCUGUGCUGAAAGAGAGGCUGUCACACAUGAAGAGCUUCCUGUGGCUAUAUGUGGAUGUCAGGAAGGAUGGUAGAAGUCAUUCAGCAAAUCCUGUCAGGGACAGUGGCAAUAUGCUGCUGAUAGAGCUGCACGAGAUGCACAAGGAGAAAAGAGUACCAAGGGAGAUUACAUGUCUCACCAUCUUCAGCACUGGUCCAAGGCACAUAUUAGUGACUGAAAAGCAUUGCCAAUCUGUGACGCACCUUGUAAACUCUUGCAAAUUGAUAAUGAGAUUUUAG